Molecule: messenger RNA, 1057 nt
Organism: Mercenaria mercenaria
Lineage: Eukaryota; Metazoa; Mollusca; Bivalvia; Venerida; Veneridae
Exons: 5
Coding region: 155-787 (210 amino acids)
Source: RefSeq, a predicted model, not a curated record
AAGGGUCAGCAAUAGUUACUUACGUAUUUCGCAGUCGUUUGGAACUUUAAACGGACGAAUAACUUUCCUUACCGAUUUGUUGAAUAUAUUUGUAAAUGUAAGAAGAAUAAAGGAGAUAUCGUGAUAUAUUUCUAUAACAUUAGACUUGUAUCAAAUGGAAUUAUUUGUAAUUAUAAAAAUGCUGCUUGUAUCAUUAUAUAUAUGUUUUCUGUCAAACGGACCUAUUGCGUUUGCCUUCCGGCGAAAGGAAGAGCCUGAAAAUGUCGUCAAAUAUUUAAUAUGUAAGGAACCCUGGUGUGAAAAGUACAGUCCUUCGGAAGUAGCAGAGAUGUUUCCAGGCGUUUUUCUCACUAAAGAGAAAUACCUUAUUCAAAAGAGCAUAUACAAUGAAACAAGGGCAAACUAUCUGCGUAAUGAAGGGGUCAAAGACGUAGACAUUAUUCUUGGCCUCGGAGGAGAUGGAGAUUCCUGCUGCGCUACGACCUACAAGGCGCAUAUAAACUCAAGCCUGACCAAUAUCGAUGGAAUAAAAAGAUCUAUCGUGCAUAUGACAAGUGUUGAACCGCCAAUGUAUCAGUUUAUACCACAUGCAUACUGUGAAACUACCUUGCAUCAAGUUAACAUGGAAGGAUUUGACUUUAGCUUUACAAGUGGGGGAUGUUUUGGAAUAUGCGUUCUGGAGAAAAUAACAUUAACACUCCUCGUUUACGACCCUGUGGCCAAAAUCAUGAUAUUUGAUCAGUUCCUGCUGCCCGGAUACUGCUCGUGUAAACGCGUUCUUCAAUAAGUACACAUAGACUUGAUUGGAGAUAUUGUUUGCCUUACGAGUCUUUAUCAGGAUUACCUGAAAUGAAGACUUUGUAUCAUAUGAAUGUAAACCUAAAUUAUGGCUUUGGGAAUUCGUUUUCAAUGUGUAUGUAGUUUAUAUCAAAUAUAGUGACUUUCUGGCGUUAUAACCAGUCAAUUUGUUUAACUGUAACUGCAAAUAAUUACUAAUGUUGUAAAAAGGCGGAAGCCCGAAUCAUUUUGUAAAUAAAAUUUGAAAGACGAUACAAAA